Messenger RNA from Acanthopagrus latus (yellowfin seabream), 1006 nucleotides. It is a transcript of the gene tmem70, whose product is annotated as transmembrane protein 70. Gene Ontology annotation, biological process: mitochondrial proton-transporting ATP synthase complex assembly. NCBI's taxonomy places the organism in Eukaryota, Metazoa, Chordata, Actinopteri, Spariformes, Sparidae. Gene Ontology annotation, cellular component: mitochondrial membrane. The transcript is spliced from 3 exons. The coding region runs from base 91 to 813 and encodes 240 amino acids. The record is from RefSeq and is a predicted model, not a curated record.
AAGAACAAAAGAAGAACACGUUGCAGCGGAAGUACAGGAAGUACUUCCAGCAGACGUGAAAUUCAACCAGCUAAGAAGAACUAAUUUAGAAUGUUUUCUGCACAUAUCCUGCGAACAUUACGACCCUGGAUUAUCUCUCGGUCGUUCGCAAACCUGAACGUUACGGCCGCGCGACAUGUUGCGCCGAUUACCCAGACUUGCUUCAGAGUGACGAGCAGGAGCCAGCUACCUGCUGCCAGGAGGUCAUUCCUCCAGACACACAGCAAGGUGCAGUCUCAAUAUCCAUCCAUCCGUUGUCUCUCCACGACAGUCAGCUCCGAGGAUGGGAACCUUAUUUACAGUGGCAACCUGGCUAAUGCUGUUCGAGGUGUAAAGCUGUUUUCUUAUAGUACCAGUGGAUUUAGCCUCCUCGUCAUGCCCCAGAUCCUCCUGAAGACUGGUUUAGGAGUCCAGGGCUUUGCCAUUCAGGCUGCUUAUUGUGGAAUCAUUGGAGUGUUCACCUUCCUCAUCCCCGUCCUCCUCCAUAUUCUGACCAAGGGCUACGUGAUCCGCCUGUACCACAACCCAGAAAAAGACACCUACACUGCUAUCACAUAUAGUGUCUUCCUCACUGAAAAAAAGAACGUGUUCCACCAGAGGCAGGUCAGGAUCCCAGACAUCAGCAAGAUGUUCACCACCUUCUAUGCUGACCACAUUGGGCUACUAGUGAACCCAGACAUGUUCCCCAUCCCACAUGACUACAACCAUCUGAUGGGUUAUGACAAGCCCUUCAGGUUUGACGCAGACGACAUUAACAGACCUGAUGAGAGCUGAAGGACUGACUGCAAAGAAGGUUGAUGUGCUGUUACUAUGACUUGCAUCCAAAACUCAAACUGUACAGUCCAUUUUACUUCUACCAGGGUGGAUUAUCCACAGAGGAUUGGCAACCAAAAUAUUUUCUCAAAUACGUUAUAAGGUUUAUUGUCAAUAUAAAUAUCAUGUUAAUAAAUUAUCAUAUUUCCUUGGA